AUGGUGACUCAGCCUUCAACCUCGUUGCCCGCGCCGCAACCACAGGCUCAUUAUCAUCAUGACCAAGCCACCGCCACCUCACCGUCGCGCCGACCCUCGCCGAUAUCCCUCGCCAACUUUUCUUUCACGCAAUUCUUCUUUGCGUUGGACGAAGCAGCAGCUGAGGAGCAGCGCGUCACUGCGGAAGCCACUGCAGCAGCCCCUGUGAUCACCGUAACAACGGCGAGCACUCUGCCAUCUGCGAUGACGCCACCCACGACAAUGCCCCUCGUCAGCGCCGCCACUCUCUCCUUCCACAACUGCGUCCUUCUGAAGCUAAGCCUCACGUGUGCUCUCUGCAGUCGACUGUUGCGGUACCAGCCCGCCGCCAUCGAAACCUGUGGCCACUGUUUCUGCUACGACUGCAUCAACAAGGCCCUGGAGAACGGAUGUGCGCCACUGAUGAUCGAAUGGCCGUGGUGUACACUAGAGAAGGAGGUGGGCGCCGCUGAGGUGCGAUGGGCUGCCGCGACUGUGGCGUCCAUAUCAGCGAAGUCAUUGUGCCACAGUACAGCGGCGGAAACUCCAGGAGACACUCCGCAGGCGACAGAGGAGACUGCAGAUGGACACAGUAAUCACGAUGAGGUGCAAGUGGUGGCUUCUCCAGGACCACGGGCAACUCCCUCUAACGUUGCGCCGCCGUCACGCCAGCCGCGCAAAACACGCAAGGUGCGCCAGGUGUGCCCCCUGUGCCUCGGCCCUGCCUUCAAGUGGAUGCUUGUUCCUCUGCAACCGCUAGCAGAUCUCUGCAGCUCUCUACACUCGGCGUACCCUGGGUUGGAGGAGGCGCUUGGGCAGCUCACAGCAAGUACGCUGAACAGCGCUGCAUCCAGCACGGCGUCACGGGAAGCGUCUGCAAACAGUGACGAAGCACAGGGACAAAUCGGCAGAGACGUACAGGGGCACGUGCAACCUGCCAGCGGCUUUACCGGCCUCAUCACAGCCGCCUUUGCGCCCCGCCCGUCACUGCCCAGCGCUGAGGACUGGCGGUGCAGUCCGGAUGGGGAGGACGAGGAGGUGGAGCGGCGCCGUCGCCGCAGCAGCGGAGGGCCACGGAAAGAAAUCACAUUUGCUCCCGACAUUGCAUCGCGGGUGUCGAACAUUCCUACCCCGAUCGCUGCCGAUGCCCACACAACUGCGAAUCAGGCUUCUGGCCCUGUUGCUGAGGUCGCGUGCACGGCACACAACGCGGGCGUAGAAACCAUCGAGGAAGAGCCCUCCGACUCAGCUGAGGCUGAGGAGAACGACGGUAGUGUGGCAAGAGAAGCAUUGGCGGCGGCACUGAGCUGCAGUGCCGAUUUGAUUCCCGCGCCCGCCAUCCCUGCCCCAGCGUUCUCCGCGGUGACGCCCCAUAGACUGUCGCCCAGUUCGUGGCUGUGCGGUGCUGAACUCAACACGCCGGACCCAACGCCGCUGUGCCCAGAGGAUCUGCUGGGGCACUCGCCUGCAGAUGCCAGCAAAGCCGAAAACACUCAACAAGGCGGAAAUGGGAAUGUGGAUUCGAUGGUUAACCUUCACUUAGCGCCUGUCCACCAACACGCGAAGGCUGCGCAAGACACCGCAGACGCAGCGGCCAACACGAACUCCUCUCGCUUCGUGCCUCCAUUCUUCGCCGCUCAACACCGCUAUCGCGUCUUACUUGACACUCCCCUUACACCGUCCGUCAAGAACGAUGGGCUGUGGCUGGUGGUGACGUCUCCAAGGAGAAAGGGAGAGGCAGGUAGACUGGCGCCACCACCAACGCGUCUGCCGGGGCCACCAGACAGCAUCGACGCGAUUCUGCGUGCACGCGCCUCCUUCACACCAGAGUGGUCGGUCGUGUGGGACGGAGUGGACGAAGGGAAAAACGUCAACAGCAGUGGCGGUGAUGAAGGCUGCUCCUGUACGAUGGCACCCGCGAGCCAAUGCCUCUACUCCACUGUAAGACUUGCGGAGGUCGACGAAGAGGAGUGCGCUGUCCGUGAAGAAACGAGCGGCGAAAGUGGUGUCGCUGGCGAACAUCGACGUCCUGUCCCGCCGGGGGCACCGUCAAGGGUGAGCCGUCAUACGGUGAGAGACGCCCUGGCCUCUGUGCACAUACAGGACGUCUGGGACUUGCACACAGCAGUGGUCCGUCGACACCCCCAGCUGCCUUCGUGCUUUGCUGUUCUGCGGCACGGUUGCGUUCGCUGGCGAGAAAACCUAGCAGCAGCAGCAGCAGCAGAUGACAGUGAGUCUGCAGUUGACUCGAUAGGCAGCGGUGCUAUGCACCCCCCGCCACCGAUCCUGUGCGUGGUGGGGCACUACCCACGGCAGUCGUGCGUGUCGUGCCGAGGCGACUCAUCAGGCUUACGUCUUCUCCCUAAGCUCACCCCGACUGCUUGCACAGCGUUGGUGCUGGGUGUCCCAUGCCUGGACGUGGCGUGGGUCACGGCACCGACAUCUGCGCCUUGGACGGAGCACGCCGUAUCUGGGUGGAAGACGAGCACUGACGUCGUAGGUGGCGCACCAUUACCUUUAAAAAGUGUGCAGCGGAGGCUAAACGCAUUUCAGAAGGGGUUGGAGCAGCUGACGGCGGUGCCUCGCGCUUCUUCUUCACCACAGCACCUCACAGAGCCACUGCCGGCCUCUUGGAUGGCCACAACUCAACGCGCGCUCUUGACACACCUGCACCCCACCACGCAAGCAUGCGGCACACAAAACGACGCUAGCACCACCGUCCCUCACGCUGCUGCAGAGACGUACCUGUACUUCCUCCUGCCAGACGGCGCCACGCGGCAGUUGAGUGAGAUGCUCUAUCAUCAGUGGAUCCGUGACGAGUCGUGUCAAUCUCAGCGGGCAGAGAAUACGUCUCCGGUGGCACCGACACCUCCCCCAUUAUCGUCGCGCAAGCGAAGCAGAGAUGCGAUACGUGACAGCAGCGUCGUACACGGUAUGGGCGACUGGUCGGUGACGGACGGUCACCCGCAACGAGCUUGGCGACGUCUGCUGCUGGUGGCCGGUGGUGCAGCAGUGGAGCUCUCGCGGACGCUCUUCGAGGCCCUCGUUGCAACCGCCGCUGCCUUAGAAGGGGGCGGCAGCGUGGCCAAAGAGCGCAGUGCGACGGACACAACCUCUUUGGUGAAUUCACUGACCUCACACCUGCGGUAUCGACACACCAGUGACACCGAUAACUUGUGGAUCCAUGUGGAUGUGGCGGACGGCUGGCGCGAGCCACCGCCGCCGUCGCCGUCGGCAGGGAAUGCAGUUCACUCCCACCGUGCACAGCACACGCUCUUCCUCCUCUACAGCGUGGCGGUGGCACGUGAUGUCUUUGCGCAGCUGUUGGAAGUGAAGGAUGUGCGCGUGAAAUCGGCGUGCGGUUCACCUUAUUCUUCAUCGCCGGCGUCCGUGUCACCGUCGACGGGAGAACACUGCGCCGCUCGAACCUGCGCGCAUUUGCGGCGCUUCAAGGCUUUUCUCGAUCGCCUCGCCACGCUUGUCUCCCUCGCAGCGGCGCCGGUUCUUCCCGACUGCGCCUCCGUGCACGGCGGUGCAUCACACCGACAGGAGGCUCGCCCGUCCAGUUGGUUGUUGGAGAACAUCGCGCAAGGACGCCGUAGUGCCGGCAGCAGUGUUGCCAUAUCGCCGCUGUCGCAGACGCUGAGCAGCAGCGAACCAGCAAUGGAGCGCCGCAAUGCUGCUUUAUUCUCAAUAGGCGAGUGUGAUGCAGGCGGCGAACGGCACGUUGGAGAGGCAGGGCAUCUUCCACCGCAGCGGGUUGGAGUAUAUCGCAGUUUGCUCUACACCGACACGCCGUAG
Molecule: messenger RNA, 3819 nt
Organism: Leishmania braziliensis MHOM/BR/75/M2904
Lineage: Eukaryota; Euglenozoa; Kinetoplastea; Trypanosomatida; Trypanosomatidae
Product: conserved RING finger protein
Exons: 1
Coding region: 1-3819 (1272 amino acids)
Source: RefSeq, a predicted model, not a curated record